This is a messenger RNA of Candida dubliniensis CD36, 2712 nucleotides long. RefSeq names its product MCM DNA helicase complex subunit (gene MCM2). NCBI's taxonomy places the organism in Eukaryota, Fungi, Ascomycota, Pichiomycetes, Serinales, Debaryomycetaceae. The record is from RefSeq and is a predicted model, not a curated record. Bases 1 to 2712 code for a protein of 903 amino acids. The transcript has a single exon. Gene Ontology annotation, biological process: mitotic DNA replication initiation; DNA replication; double-strand break repair via break-induced replication. Gene Ontology annotation, cellular component: nucleus; MCM complex. Gene Ontology annotation, molecular function: single-stranded DNA binding; ATP binding; single-stranded DNA helicase activity.
AUGUCAACUCCACCAGCUGGCUCAUCAUAUCGUGAUAAUAAUCGAAGAAGAAAAAGAUCACCUUACGACGACGACGGUGAGGAUGAUGACAACAACAUCGAUAGAUCUUCAAUCCAUCAACCAUCAUCACCACCAUUAGGAUCUUCGCCUAAUCCUCACCAACAAUUACCUUCUUCUCCAGCUAUACCAUUUGACACAGCUUUAGACGAUGAUGAUAUAGAAGAAAUUGUUCACAAUGACAUACAAGAUUUGAAUCCAUCGGACCAAGAUUCCGAAGAAGAAGGGGACGAUUUAAUGGAAAAUUUGGAACAAGAUUAUCGAGCCAAUCCAGAACAAGAUCAUUAUGAUUUGGGUGAUGGGAAUAUUGAUGAUACUGGUGAUUAUGAAGAAAUGGAUGCUGCCACCAGAAGAAGAAUUGAUCAACAAUUAAACCGUCGUGAUGCCAUUUUAAAUAACGCUAAUCGUUCUCGAAGAGGAGCAUUUUUAGAUGAUAAUGAGGAUGAGGAUGAAGAUGAUGAAGGAGAAGAUAGUAUGGGUCAAUUUGGAUUACCUAUUCAAAGAAGAAGAAGAAGAGAACACCACGAUGAAGAUCAAGAUGAUUUAAUGGAUGAUGUAGAAAUAGAUCCAUUCAACGAAGAAUUAUCAUUGGAAAGUUUGAGUGAUGUCAAAGCUCCUAGUAUCACUGAAUGGAUAUUACAACCAGCUGUGAGUAGGUCUAUUGCUAGAGAAUUGAAAUCAUUCUUUUUAGAAUAUACCGAUGCUAAUGGUGAUUCCGUUUACGGUAACAAAAUGAGAACCCUUGGUGAAGUCAAUGCUGAAUCCCUUGAAGUAAGUUAUAAAGACUUGGCUGAUUCAAAAGCUAUAUUGGCAUUAUUUUUAGCAACUAGUCCAGAAGAAAUGCUCAAGAUUUUUGAUAUAGUUGCUAUGGAGGCGGUCGAAUUACAUUAUCCAAAUUAUUCACAAAUUCAUCAAGAAGUUCACGUUAGAAUCACAGAUUUCCCUAAUAUUUUAAACUUGCGUGAUUUGCGUGAAAGUAAUCUUAAUCAAUUGGUUAAAGUUUCUGGGGUUGUUACUAGAAGAACUGGCGUUUUCCCACAAUUGAAAUAUGUUAAAUUUGAUUGUUUGAAAUGUGGAGUGGUUUUGGGUCCAUACGUACAAGAUUCUAAUACCGAAGUGAAAAUUUCAUUUUGUACCAAUUGCCAAAGUAAAGGUCCUUUCAAAUUGAAUUCAGAAAAAACAUUGUAUAGAAAUUACCAAAGAAUCACUUUACAAGAAGCACCUGGUACAGUUCCAGCCGGUAGAUUACCAAGACAUCGUGAAGUUAUUUUAUUGUCUGAUUUAGUUGAUGUUGCUAAACCAGGCGAAGACGUUGAAGUUACUGGUAUUUACAAGAAUAAUUACGACGGGAAUUUAAAUGCUAAGAAUGGAUUCCCUGUGUUUGCCACAAUCUUGGAAGCCAAUUCCAUUAGAAGAAAAGAAAGUAGUGCGUUUAUGGGUGGCAACAAUUUGGUCAAUAUGUGGACUGAUGAAGAAGUACGUGAGUUUAGAAAAUUAUCGCACGAAAAGGGCAUUAUUGAUAAGAUCAUUGCCUCGAUGGCUCCAUCUAUUUAUGGGCAUAAAGAUAUUAAAACCGCUCUUGCUUGUUCAUUAUUUGGUGGUGUUCCUAAAGAUGUUAACGGGAAACUCUCCAUUAGAGGCGACAUUAAUGUAUUAUUAUUAGGGGAUCCAGGUACUGCUAAAUCCCAAAUAUUGAAAUAUGCUGAAAAAACUGCCAGUCGUGCUGUUUUCGCAACGGGACAAGGUGCAUCAGCUGUUGGUCUUACAGCAUCAGUUAGAAAGGAUCCAAUUACUCGUGAAUGGACAUUGGAAGGUGGAGCUUUGGUGCUUGCAGAUAAGGGAACUUGUCUUAUUGAUGAAUUUGAUAAGAUGAAUGAUCAAGAUAGAACCUCUAUUCAUGAAGCUAUGGAACAACAAAGUAUAUCUAUUUCUAAAGCUGGUAUUGUUACCACAUUACAUGCCAGAUGUGCAGUUAUUGCCGCAGCUAACCCUAAUGGAGGUCGAUACAACUCAACAUUACCAUUGCCAGAAAACGUUGAUUUAACUUAUCCAAUUUUAUCAAGAUUUGACAUCAUGUGCAUUGUACGAGAUUUAGUCAACCCUGAAUCCGAUGAACGAUUGGCUAGUUUUGUCAUUGAUUCCCAUAUGAGAUCUCAUCCUGCCAAUGAGGAAGAUAUUUUGAAUGAUAGUAGUAGUAAAAGUGGUCAAAAUGCCGAAGAAGACGAAAAUAUGGAUGAUGGAAAUGGAGAUCAAACAACUGCGGCAAGAACUCGAUCAGAAAGAAUUGAACAAUUGAAUAAACAAAAGGAACAAGAAAUAUCACCUAUCCCACAAGAUUUAUUAAUUAAAUAUAUUCAAUAUGCUCGUGUUAAAGUUCAACCAAAAUUACAUCAAAUGAAUAUGGAUAAACUUGCUCGAGUGUACGCUGAUUUAAGAAAAGAGGCAAUCACAACUGGUUCUUACCCUAUAACGGUUCGUCAUUUAGAAAGUAUUUUAAGAAUUGCUGAAGCAUUUGCUAAAAUGAGAUUAUCAGAGUUUGUCAGUCAGAAUGAUUUGAAUCGAGCCAUUAAAGUGAGUAUCGAUAGUUUUAUUGGUGCUCAAAAAGUGACGGUAAAACAAAAACUUAGAAGUAAAUUUAUGAAGUAUACUUUGUAA